AUGAAAUCGCUUUUUCCGAUUCCGAAUAAUGUCCAGCCAGACGCUUCAACUCCACCAAGUGGUGUCGAAGCAUCUGAACCAUCACCGUUUGAAGCAACCCCAUCGCGUCAAAGCAAAGCAAGUUCUGAUGCAAAAGUUAGAAAACCUGGUCGACGUUCUGACGCAAAAGUCAAAAAACCUGGUCGAAAACGCGGACGCAAAUCUACGAGAAAAUUCUCACCAGAUCCGGAUUAUACUGGACAUGAACCUAUACCACUAACAGUAAAAAACGAUAUGGAAGUGGACGAAAAAAUUUGUCCUCAUGAUUUAGACGAGAAUCUAUUAGGCGUUGUGAUAGCGGCGCUUGAUCGAGUUCAUGGCAUGUCAGAAAAUCGAACCGACGAUGAUACCGCUCAUCAGAAUAAUUUGGCAACAAGAGAACGACUUAGUUUGAUGAGCAUCGAACAACUUGUCGAACAUGCUUUCAAUUCCGCGAUAGCAUGCUUAUACUACAACGGUUACUAA
Molecule: messenger RNA, 504 nt
Organism: Paraglomus occultum
Lineage: Eukaryota; Fungi; Glomeromycota; Glomeromycetes; Paraglomerales; Paraglomeraceae
Source: the annotation of a GenBank genome assembly